AUGUCCAGUCGACCACCAUCCCCAGACCCCAGGCCAGGACUACUCAGACUCCCCCCAGAGAUUGUCUGUAUGUUGACCAACUUCAUCGACGAUAUCAGGACAUUUACCAAUGUCUCCUCGUCCAACAAAUACUUAUACAAUUCCCUCAAACUCACACACCCACAGACAAUCCUCCGUCUAGCAGCAGGCUCAGGUCCAGCCCUAUUCCAACCCCACCCAACCUUCCUCGUCACUAUCACAGCCCGCUCAGCCAGCGCCUGGGCCCUCACGCAACCGAACCGCGACGAAAUCCUCUGCAAAGCAUUCAGCGGGGACAUCGACACCCUCUACGAGUUCUGUCUCACCCACGGCACACUCACCCUAGCCCAAAUCCGCAAAACAUACAAGCAGCGCUUCUCCAUAAUCAACCGCCUCUCUGCGUCCGUCCAGCAGCUAGGCUGGAAAUGGGAGCUACACCCAGGCUACUUUGAAAACACCGACUACAAGCCCGCUAGACGGAAGAAGAGAUACGACGCCAUGAAGCCGCAAACCCUUUGGAUCGAAACCGCUCUCCCCGUAUUCCAGAUCAUCAUCUACGGCGAGCUGUUCGCACAGAGCAUGGAUGCCUUCCUAGCGGAUCCUGAGGGCAAAUCCCUACCGCGAUUCAGCAAGAACACUCGCAUGGAAUACCUCCGCACGCUUCCUAGUAGCAGGGGAGGCUGGUACUACGAUUUCGUGCAUCUACUAGAAUGGGUUGCCGUUAAGCCCGGAUGGGAAAUGAAAUGGACGAGGGCGAUACGCCAUUAUCUGGAUCCCGAGUGUGUCCAGGAUACAUGUAUCCCGGGUAAUGCAUCGCUUGGUUCUCAUCAGCAUGCGCCGCGGGAUCCCGCGAAGGCGAGGCUGCUGAUGAGUGCGCUCGAGAUGCAGGGGUUGGAUGGGAUGGGGUUUAUUCUGUAUAAGCGGCCUGAGAGGUUGUCGGGGCAGUAUCUGGAUGGUGCGCUGAGGAUCAAUGAGCAGGUUUCAAGGCUUAGCCCGUCUACGUGUGAGGCUUUUGAGGUGCCUGAUGUGCGGCGCGAGUUGGCUAGUGUGUGGAAGGAAUUUCAUGCGUAA
This is a messenger RNA of Aspergillus versicolor CBS 583.65, 1089 nucleotides long. RefSeq lists its product as uncharacterized. The record is from RefSeq and is a predicted model, not a curated record. The transcript has a single exon. Bases 1 to 1089 code for a protein of 362 amino acids. NCBI's taxonomy places the organism in Eukaryota, Fungi, Ascomycota, Eurotiomycetes, Eurotiales, Aspergillaceae.